AUGGCGUCAGUAGAGCAGCGGCCAAAUCCGAUUACAGAGAACUCCUUGACGAUACACAGCGGGUUUGUCAUGGCGGAGGAGGGCAACAUCGCGGAAUCCUGGCUCUACAGGAGGAACACGAAGUCAGUAGAUGGCCCUUGUUGUCCCGCACUUGGAAGAGCUGAAAAACGCUGGUUCCAUCAAACAAUCUACGUGAAGGAAUUUGCAGAUCGAUGCCAUCUUACUGGGUUGUCGUUGAAACCCUUUGAGGGAACAUAUAGUUACAAGGUUUCAGCCAUUACCGCAGUGAUCUUGGACGCUGAUGAAACGGGUACCCUGGUAGGGGUGAGGAGGAAUAUGGUCAACCGGCGACGAGAAGGGAAUCCGUCGAUAUCUUCUCAGCAAACAUGCAAACAUGGCUGGAAGCUGAGUGUCGUCGUUGUCGGUGUGGUGAACUUGCUUGUCGCUGGGGCGAAUGAGAAAGCAGCGGGCUGGUUUCUCCAGCGAGGGAUUUCCACUGACUUACUAACUACAAUAAAUUUGUUGAUCCCUCCGUUUUGGCGGUGUCAAGUUAAGAGAUUGAUCGUCUCUACCCAUGAACUUGAACUCGUCGAUUCGUUCCGAGGGGUCAGCCAACCCAUAAGAAGAACACUUGCAUCUCCACAUUUUCCUCGAUUGUUGGUAGAAGAAGCCCCAGAAAAGAAGUAUCAUGCCCCUACAUGGGAUAAGGAUUCUUAUUGUUUAGUUAUUGGUGCUGUUUGGCUGCACACCACACGCGGGAUUUUGAUAUUAUCUGUAACUUACUCCCGUGCGAACCGAGCCUAUAUUCACAAAUUGAACUCCGACGAUGAGUUCGAUUCGGCACGCUGGGCCCCCCUCUGGUCUAAACUGGCGUCGUCGGAAUGUCUCAUCUUCGAAGCCAUCUGCAGCCCGGCCGUCUUUUCAUUGGCGGCUCGUGGGGCGGAUGACUUGGGUUAG
Messenger RNA from Paracoccidioides brasiliensis Pb18, 957 nucleotides. RefSeq lists its product as uncharacterized. The record is from RefSeq and is a predicted model, not a curated record. The transcript is spliced from 9 exons. Bases 1 to 957 code for a protein of 318 amino acids.